Molecule: messenger RNA, 1880 nt
Organism: Hippocampus zosterae (dwarf seahorse)
Lineage: Eukaryota; Metazoa; Chordata; Actinopteri; Syngnathiformes; Syngnathidae
Gene: rab10
Product: RAB10, member RAS oncogene family
Exons: 7
Coding region: 161-766 (201 amino acids)
Biological process (GO): cellular response to insulin stimulus
Cellular component (GO): insulin-responsive compartment; recycling endosome; Golgi apparatus
Molecular function (GO): GTPase activity; GTP binding
Source: RefSeq, a predicted model, not a curated record
UACAGAAGUGGGCGAGCAAUUGUGCGCCUGUCAUGUAGGGUGUCGCCGUGCUGACUCCUAUUGCAGAGACGGCGGCGGUCGUCUUACUUUAAGUUCUAAUCUCUCCGGGAAAAAAAAGAUCACUAACUUUGCAAAAGCGGGUACAUACUCAGAGUUUUCAAUGGCUAAGAAGACGUACGACUUGCUAUUCAAGCUGCUUCUCAUCGGAGAUUCAGGCGUGGGGAAGACCUGUGUGCUGUUCCGCUUCUCUGACGACGCCUUCAACACAACCUUUAUCUCCACCAUAGGAAUAGACUUCAAGAUCAAAACUGUGGAACUACAAGGAAAGAAGAUCAAACUACAGAUCUGGGACACAGCGGGCCAGGAACGGUUCCACACCAUUACCACCUCCUACUACAGAGGAGCCAUGGGCAUCAUGCUGGUCUAUGACAUCACCAACGCCAAGAGCUUCGAGAACAUCAGCAAAUGGCUGCGCAACAUUGAUGAGCAUGCAAAUGAGGAUGUUGAGCGAAUGCUACUAGGCAACAAGUGCGACAUGGAGGACAAGAGGGUUGUACCGAAAGCCAAGGGAGAGCAGAUUGCGAGGGAGCACGGCAUCAGGUUUUUUGAAACCAGCGCCAAGGCCAACAUCAACAUUGAGAAAGCCUUCCUCACGUUAGCAGAAGACAUCCUCAGAAAGACGCCUGUAAAGGAGCCCAACAGUGAAAAUGUGGACAUCAGCAGCGGGAGCGGAGUGACGGGCUGGAAGAGCAAGUGCUGCAGUUGAACGACUCAUACCGACACACGUGCACGCACGACAAUUCUCUCCGUUUCUCUAACAUCUUAACUCUUUUACCCUCUAACCCAGGGGUGUCCAAAGUCGGUCCCUCAAGGGCCGCUGUCCUGCCCGUUUUCCAGCUCACCCAAGAGCAACACACCCGAUUCAAAUAAUCAGGAAUGUUCUAAUGCUGCUUCAGAGCCGAUCAUCUGAAUCAGGUGUGUUGCAGCCAGGAAAGCUGGAAAACAGGCAGGACAGUGGCCCUCCAGGCCUGGAGCUGGACAUGCCUGCUCUAAUCCCUCUCAUGAAUUUUCUUGCACACUUGACACUCUUAUCAGAAUAAAACAAUAAACCACUUCAUUCAUGCAUUCAUUCAUUCAUCCAUUCAUCUAACCCACACCCUCCCACCACUUUUUUUCCACUCUCCACCUGAUGAGCUCCACUGAUGUUUGUCGUUUUGUUUUAAAGAUUAAAAAAAAAAAAGACAAGCUCAUUUUUGUAAAAUUUCUUUUUGAUUGAGCUCAGCCCUUAUCAACCCCCCCCCACCCACAAAUCCCUUUCCCCCCCACAGCCACCUUGAUGUCCCCUCAACCUCUUUGGACACUCAUCUCCCCUGAAGUGUUUUCUCAAUUACAAUUUGUUACCAAGUGACAGAGGUGUGGCGAGCUCCUUUUGUAAUGCGGGGUUUCUUUUGUCCUGUGCCUUAUAUGGAAGACAGGGGCGGGGCUGUGUCAUGGGCGGAGCCACAUCCACCCAUUGAAAUUACUUUACUAAAUCGUUUUUUUCAGUUUGCGUUUCCGACCGGGGUCAAGCUGAUGCAGAAGCGUUUGAAUUUUCCUUCAGCCAAGAGAACGGCAUUAUAUGUCCUCUUUAUCAAUGUCUCAUUUUUACCUUCAUGAUUUAUUUGACUGUUUUUUUGUUGUUGUUGGUGGUUUUCUCUUCCCAAUUUGGAUUACUCUUUGUUUUUUUUUUCCCCUGCAUGCAGAUUUCUUUGGGUUGUAAGCGUUUCUGUAACAUUAUGUAAGGUAUGCCACUGGGUAACUGUGGGCGGGAAGUUCACAAGUUCUCUUUGGAAAUUCAAACAGUUUUGCAGAUCCAUUAAAAAUAAGCUUGUUUAAGUUAA